GCUAGCUGCUUCUAAGGUUUUUUCACUUCACUCUGCGACUCUUCUCCUUUCCCUUAAGCCCUCUCUUUUCUCUCUUUCUUGGUUUCUCUUCCACUUUCUUUUAUUUUUUCUUUUUUCCAGUCAUGAAUGUGACAUUGCAACAGUUAGACAGCACCUUCUGUCACCAAGAAAACGAUGGCAUGGCUAAACAAUGUCAUAUUUACAAGCCGUUCUCUCCCUCUUCAUCAAUGGGAGUGUUUGAGGACAUGGGUUCUCUCUCCAUUAGCCCAAGCUACGGAGCUUACUGUUGUAAGAGUUCUGAUCAGAGGGGGCUGCACAUGGGUUUUCCAUUAAUGGGGAACUGCAGCAGUAGUUUGGAUGACACCCAGAACAGUGAGGGUGGUGGUGGAGAUGGCAAGGGGUCUGAAACCAGUGAUGGGUUUGGGGAAAACAGUGGCGUUGCCAUGGAAAUCAUCAACAAGGGCAUCAACUUAAAUGAAGAGAGACCAAAUGAGAGCUCUGGAUUAGAUGGUGGCCAGUCAAAGCUAUGUGCCAGAGGGCAUUGGAGGCCUGCAGAAGACUCUAAACUCAGAGAACUUGUUGCUCUUUAUGGCCCACAGAACUGGAACCUUAUAGCAGAGAAGUUGGAAGGAAGAUCAGGUAAGAGCUGCAGAUUAAGAUGGUUUAACCAGUUGGACCCAAGAAUCAAUAGAAGAGCUUUCACUGAGGAAGAAGAAGAGAGGCUAAUGGCAGCUCAUAGAUGGUAUGGUAACAAAUGGGCCAUGAUUGCUAGACUCUUCCCAGGAAGGACUGAUAAUGCAGUAAAAAAUCACUGGCAUGUUAUAAUGGCAAGGAAAUACAGAGAGCAGUCUAGUGCUUAUAGGAGGAGAAAGAUGAAUCAAGCUGCUCACAAAAAGUUGGAGGUGGGUGGUGGGAGCUAUGUGUGCAGAGAUACAUCCAUUAGAACUGAACACAACUCUCUCAAUGUCUGCAAUGGCAACAACUUCAUCAAAUCUUCUCACCACUUCCCAUUUGCAGCUCAUAUGGGUGGUGGUGGGUCUAUUAUCAAUGGCUCCCACAUGACCAGUAGUGAAGAAGCAGUGUCAAGUGGUGGUGGUGAUUGGUUGGUGGGUGCUUCUUCAAGCAGCAACACUAUGUUGCCUCCUCACCACACUGGACCUUGUCCAAGCCAGACACCUUUUCAUUUCCUUUCUGACUCUGUUGCAUCAACAUCACAAGUCUCAGUCAGUGAACCAUCAUCAUCAACAUCAGCUGCAGAGAACAUGGCAAACACCCAUUUUGAGGCCACCAUAUCACCACCAUUUAUAGACUUCCUUGGAGUAGGAGCCACAUGAAGGAAAAGAGUUUCCAAAAGCUAGUUAAAAAAAGAUUUAGAAGACGUAGUUCAGACAGGUGACACUCCCCCAAAAGAAAAAAAGAAAAAAGAAAAAGAAAAUCAUCAUCUGUUUCCUUGUACCCAUUCCCACAAGAAACCAUUUCCAAAGCUGAAACAAUAAACUUUAUCUUCAUCAUCA
Vitis riparia (riverbank grape) is the source of this 1514-nucleotide messenger RNA. RefSeq names its product transcription factor MYB117. Gene Ontology annotation, molecular function: DNA-binding transcription factor activity, RNA polymerase II-specific; RNA polymerase II cis-regulatory region sequence-specific DNA binding. The transcript has 3 exons. Gene Ontology annotation, cellular component: nucleus. Gene Ontology annotation, biological process: regulation of DNA-templated transcription. Bases 123 to 1334 code for a protein of 403 amino acids. The record is from RefSeq and is a predicted model, not a curated record. NCBI's taxonomy places the organism in Eukaryota, Viridiplantae, Streptophyta, Magnoliopsida, Vitales, Vitaceae.